Molecule: messenger RNA, 6220 nt
Organism: Anthonomus grandis grandis
Lineage: Eukaryota; Metazoa; Arthropoda; Insecta; Coleoptera; Curculionidae
Gene: Sap-r
Exons: 32
Coding region: 142-6153 (2003 amino acids)
Biological process (GO): sphingolipid metabolic process
Cellular component (GO): lysosome
Source: RefSeq, a predicted model, not a curated record
GCGGUUCUGCGGUUGUCACUAUCUGUUUUGCUUUGGUAUUUAUUUCUUGGACUGUUGUCAACAUUUUUAUUUGAGCUUUGUUCUUUAUUGCGCGUUAAUUACUGAUCGUCUUUACUAAAGUUUUACUGAUCCACGAUCAACAUGAAGACCCUGAUCUUCACAGCGUUUUCGCUGUUUGCUGUGGCUUUGGCUGUGCCUCCCUCUCUAUCAAAACAACGCCUAUUGGGAGAGAAGGAGUGCACCUAUGGACCAUCUUAUUGGUGUCAAAAUCUGACUUCUGCCGGCGAUUGUCAUGCUACAAAACACUGCAUACAAACCGUGUGGAUCCAUAAGCAGUUCCCAGAAGACCGAUCCAGCAUUUGUGACACUUGCAAGGAGAUGGUGAAAGAGGCAAGGGAUCAACUGGAGAGCAAUGAAACUCAGGAGCUCAUCAAGGAAGUUUUCGAAGGCUCAUGUGCUUUGCUGCGUCUUAAACCGGUUGUCAAGGAAUGUGAUAAAAUUGCAGACGAGUAUAUACCAGACCUCAUUGACACAUUGGCAUCUCAGAUGAAUCCGAGCACCGUAUGUUCUGUCGCAGGACUUUGCAACAAUCCGAGAUUCCAACAGCUCUUGUUAGAGUCCACAGAUGAACCAAUCACCAGUAUUAAAGAAAUUACACCAAAAAGAGACAGGUGCGCAGAUUGUAAUACGGUCAUGGACCUGGUUGUGCAAAAAUUCAAUGGUUUAAAUAGAGAUGAGUUCCUGAAUUAUGUUUUACAGCUUUGUGGAGAACUAAGUAGUUUCUCAGACGGAUGCAGCAACUUGGUAAUAACGCACUUCGAGGACAUCUACAGUUAUUUGCAAAACAAUUUGAAUUCCCGCGAUUUCUGCUUGCUCUCUGGCGAAUGUUUCGCUAAUUUCCAUAAACACGAUAUUGAAAUUACUCCAAUGUCUAAAAUCGGUUAUGUACCAGUAAAUGGCCAAGGAGACGACCUACCAUGCGAACUCUGUGAACAACUUGUAACUCAUUUAAGGGAAAUCCUUGUUGCAAACACCACCGAAUCCGAAUUUAAGCAGGUUUUGGAAGGAAUCUGCAAGCAAGCCAAGUCAAGUUUCCGUCAGGAAUGCUUGAGCAUUGUCGAUCAGUAUUAUGAGGUGAUUUAUGGUUAUAUUGUUGCUGGGCUCAACCCAACUGCUGCUUGUCAAAUGAUCAAUAUUUGUCCCAGAGGAAAUCAGAAACCGCUUUAUAUUGCGCCAAUCCUUCCAGUGGAAACUGCCGAGGUUGCAUCUAAAUUGAACGAAAGACACCGAGUCCCCAUACAAAAGGAUGAUUUUGUCAUUAGGUUAAUUAAACCCAAACAACAACCCCAACCAAUUUUAUCUGCCCAAGAAAUGCAACUACCAAUCGACCUUCUUGUGCCACCCCAUCAACAACUCUAUAACCAGCAAUUCUGUGUCUUUUGCGAGUAUUUCCUUCAUUUUGUCCAAAAAGAAAUCACCGAUCCUAAAGUUGAGAGUGAGGUGGAAAAAGUAAUGGACAAAGCUUGUUCAAAACUGCCAGCAUCAGUUAACGAUACGUGUGUUGCUUUCGUUAAUACUUAUGAGCCGGCCCUCGUAGCAAUUUUGGCCCAGGAGAUCGACCCUUCGCAAGUUUGCCCCAUGAUCAAAGCUUGUCCUGCAGAAAAAGCUAAGGAUGUGGACAUCUUUUCCAGCGCUAAAUCUUCCUCAAAUUGCCCUCUUUGCUUGUAUGCCGUUACCGAGUUGGAAUCCAUGAUUAAGGGACAAAAAACCAAGGACGAAGUCAAAAAAUACUUGGACCAAGUUUGCGAUCACUUGCCUCACAGUGUCAGAGAACCAUGUGAAGAUUUCGUGAACACCUACACUGAGGAACUUGUUGAAAUGAUUGUGGCGGACCUUAACCCUCAAGAAGUCUGUGUUUAUUUGAAGAUGUGCAACGAUUCUGCUCCCGCUACUGGAAUCAUGGCUGAAGAUAGAGAAGAGUUCUUUGGAGGAGAUACAGAAACCAACAUGAUUUAUGAUAAUACAGUAAACGGACAAGAUAUACGCGAUCUUGGGGACGAGAAGUGCAUCCUAUGCGAGUUCGUUAUGAAGGAAAUAGAUGAUGAACUAAAAAACAAAAAAACCGACGAUGAAAUAAAGGCCCUCGUCCAUGGUAUUUGCAAGGCCCUUCCCGGCACUAUCAGAACAUCUUGCGACAACUUCAUUAAUCAGUACGCAGAUGCGAUUAUAAUUUUACUGCAAGAAACUAUGGAUCCUAAAUCGCUCUGCUCUUAUUUGAAAUUCUGCAAUAAAUUACAGGAGCACCCAUUACAGUUUAUUAAAACUGAAAUAACAAAAUGCGCAGUUUGUACCCAAGCGGCCGAAAUAAUGCAGAGCAUUUUGAAAAACCCUAGAAUCGACCAGAGUGUCGAGCAUAUCUUUGACAAAACUUGCCGUGGAAUGCCCGAAGGUUCUAAGAACUCGAACUGCUUGGGUCAAUCAGUCUGCAACCAUUUUCCAAAGUACAUGGAAUCCGAUUGUUAUGAUUUUGUAAGGGAAAACACAGAUAGUUUGUUAGAACUGAUUUUUGGCAACAAUCAGGCUAAUAGGGAGAAUUUACAACAGUCAGAUACCUUGAAGUCUAUUAAAGAAACAUGUGGCAUGUGUAAAUUUCUCAUGAGAAUUAUCGGCUUGCAACUGAAAACUAAACCGUUACAAGAGGGUAUCGAAAAAAGCGUAACUCAGGUUUGCGAAACUAUAAAUCGUCCGAUAAAAGCAAAAUGCGAAUCUUUCGUUAAAGAAUUUGGUCCCAAACUGAUUAGCAAGUUGCAGCAGACAUUUGAACCACAGUUCAUUUGCUCACACAUUAAAGCUUGUCCAAAAGAAUUAGAUGGUCCUAUAGAUCAAGGUGUAACUGAUGAAGUUGAUAUUGAACAUGAAGACUUUUCAUUGGAAAUUGUAGAUGAAACUAAUUUAAGUAGGAAGCCUUAUUGUGCAGUUUGUAAAGCAGUGGUGUCAGCUGCUAAACAUUUAAUUAAAACUGACUAUUCCAAGGGCCACAUCAAAAAUACUUUAACAAAAAUCUGUGGGAAGCUCCAUAAGUUUGGGGAUAAAUGCAAUAAAUUUGUAAAUCAAUACAUGGAUCGACUAGUUGAUGCCUUAGCUGAUGCCACUAAGAGGAAUCAAGUUUGCAGGUUAAUUACAGUGUGUUCACACCUUAUUGAAAAUGAGGAUAAUGAAGUGGAAUAUUAUGAGGAAAUUGAUAGUAAUGAGUAUGCUAUUGUGGAAAGAAAUGAUUAUUACUUAGAAGCCAACUUAGAAACUUCAGAUGAAAAUGUUGGAAUUGGUGAAUGCAUCAUAUGCAAAGGAAUUGUGAAGGCUGUGAAGGAGAUUGUAAAACAUUCGUUUACCAGGGAUAAAGUACAACAUGCUUUACGUAAAGCUUGUGAAAAAGUUCAUUCUAAGCAUUGCAGCAGCUUCGUAAAUAAACAUUUUAACCAACUGGUGAGUCUGUUGGUUGCUGGAUCUUCACGUGGAAAAGUGUGCAGACUUUUAAUGGUUUGUUCAGCCCAGAAUGCAUUUGAAGAUAGUCUAGGAUACGCAUCACAGAGUAAAUUAGAAGGAUUUACUAGUUCAACUGCGGAAGAAAAUAGUUAUUACUUAGAAACUAGCCUAGAAGAUAAGGAAAUUUUAAACAGAAAUGUUGGAAUCAAUGAAUGCUUUAUAUGCAAAGGAAUUGUUAAUGCUGUAAAGGAGAUCGUUGGACAAUCAUUUACCAGGAAUAAUGUACAAAAUGCUCUACGUACAGCUUGCCAAAAAAUCCAUUAUAACCAUUGCAGCAGUUUCGUAAAUAGUCAUUUUAAUCAAAUGGUGAACUUGCUGGUUGUUGAAUCUUCACGUGAAAGAGUAUGCACAAUAAUGAUGGUUUGCUCUAUUCAGAAUGAAUUGGAAGCUCAAACUAAUGAUAAGGAUCAUAUCAAAAAUGAAAUUCCUCCCUUAGGAAGUGUAGAGGAAACCGGUUUAAGUAGGAAGCCUUAUUGUGCAGUUUGCAAAGCAGUGGUGUCAGCUGCUAAACAUUUAAUUAAAACUGACUAUUCCAAGGGCCACAUCAAAAAUACUUUAACAAAAAUCUGUGGGAAACUCCACAAGUUCGGGGAUAAAUGCAAUAAAUUUGUAAAUCAGUAUAUGGAUAGACUGGUUGAUGCUCUAGCUGAUGCCACUAAGAGGAAUCAAGUUUGCAGGUUAAUUACAGUGGGUUCACACCUUAUUGAAAAUGAGGAUAAUGAAGUGGAAUAUUAUGAUGAAAUUAAUAGUAAUGAGUAUGCUAUUGUGGAAAGAAAUGAUUAUUACUUAGAAACCAACUUAGAAACUUCAGAUGAAAAUGUUGGAAUUGGUGAAUGCAUCAUAUGCAAGGGCAUUGUUAAGGCUGUGAAGGAGAUUGUAAAACAUUCGUUUACCAGGGAUAAAGUACAACAUGCUUUGCGUAAAGCUUGUGAAAAAGUUCAUUCUAAGCAUUGCACUAGCUUUGUAAAUAAACAUUUUAACCAAAUGGUGAGUCUGUUGGUUGCUGGAUCUUCACGUGGAAAAGUGUGCAGACUUUUGUUGGUUUGUUCAGCCCAGAAUGAAUUUGAAGAUAGUCUAGAAUACGAAUCUCAGGGUAAAUUAGAAGGAUUUACUAGUUCAACUGCGGAAGAAAACAGUUAUUACUUAGAAACUAGUCUAGAACAUAAGGAAAUUUUAAACAGAAAUGUUGGAAUCAAUGAAUGCUUUAUAUGCAAAGGAGUUGUUAACGCUGUAAGGGAGAUCGUUGGACAAUCGUUUACUAGGAAUAAUGUACAAAAUGCUUUACGUACAGCUUGCCAAAAAAUCCAUUACAACCAUUGCAGCAGUUUCGUAAAUAGUCAUUUUAAUCAAAUGGUGAACUUGCUGGUUGUUGAAUCUUCACGUGGAAGAGUGUGCACAAUAAUGAUGGUUUGCUCUAUUCAGAAUGAAUUGGAAGCUCAAACUAAUGAUGAGUAUCAUAUCGAAAAUGAAAUUCCUCCCUUAGGAAGUGUAGAGGAAACCGGUUUAAGUAGGAAGCCUUAUUGUGCAGUUUGCAAAGCAGUGGUGUCAGCUGCAAAACAUUUAAUUAAAACUGAUUAUUCCAAGGGACACAUCAAAAAUACUUUAUCGAAAAUCUGCGCGAAACUUCAUAAAUUCGGGGAUAAAUGCAAUAAAUUUGUAAAUCAGUAUAUGGAUCGACUAGUUGAUGCCUUAGCAGAUGCCACUAAGAGAAACAAAGUUUGCAGGUUAAUUACAGUAUGUUCACAUCUAAUUGAAUAUGAGGAUAACGAAAUGGAAUAUUAUGAUGAAAUUGACAAUUAUGUUUACGAAGAUAAUUACUUAGAAACCAACCUGGAAGUUUCAGAUGAAAAUGACUGUUUCAUAUGCAAAGAAGUUGUUAAGGCUGUAAAGGAAAUUGUAAAAGAUUCACCUACCAGGGAUAAAGUACAGAAGACCUUAAAUAAGGCUUGCCACCAAGUUCAUUCUAAACAUUGCAGCACGUUCCUAAAAAAUCAUUUUAAUACACUGGCGAAAUUGUUGGUUCCUGGAGCUUCAGGUGAGAAAAUCUGCAGAUUUUUGAGGGUUUGCUCAGUGGAACCAGAUUUCCAAGACCCAGGAAGGGCAUUGGAGACUGGAGCCAUAAUACCAUUCAGAGAUAUUUGCAAUAUGUUUAUAAGCAAAAGUAAAAAAAUAAUUAUGGAAACCUUAAAAAAUGAGACUUACAGGAAAUUAGCGUGUGAAUCCACGGAUAAACCAAAUGUUUUCUGUGAAAACGAUUUAGAACAUCUGGAUCAACUUUCCGAGCUAACAAACGCAAUACUAACAUACCAUGUUGGUAUUGCAAUGCCAGUUUGUAUGACAUCGGAUAACUCAUUGGAAAACCGGUUAGAAACUAAAGUCACAAAUUUUCGUCCAAUAAUUUGCCGAGGAUGCCAAUUCGUAUUAGAUAUCGUUCGCCAAGUACUUUUUAACAACACAAUAAUGCACUUAUUAGUUAGGGACAUAAAAAUCCUUUGCAUAUUAUUGCCAGACGGUUUAAAACGAAUGUGCGUAAAAGAAAUUAGCCAGUUUAUACAAUACAUACAAAAUAUAAAUACUCAAGAUGCUUGUCACUCAUUAUCGCUGUGUUAAUGAUGGGACUUAAUUUUUAACACUUUAUUGUAAUUUAUGUUAAAGAAAAUAUAUUACUGUUUUGGCA